Mytilinidion resinicola is the source of this 390-nucleotide messenger RNA. RefSeq lists its product as uncharacterized. The transcript is spliced from 2 exons. The coding region runs from base 1 to 390 and encodes 129 amino acids. Lineage: Eukaryota; Fungi; Ascomycota; Dothideomycetes; Mytilinidiales; Mytilinidiaceae. The record is from RefSeq and is a predicted model, not a curated record.
AUGGCUGGAGGGGCGCACACUCACUGCUCCGCAAACGCGUUCUCGAGCCCCUUUGCCGCCGGCUCGUCCCGCUUCUGCUGCUGUUGCUGUUGUUGCGCGUUGAGGCUGACCUCAUUCAUCUUCUGCACGAGGAGCGAGGCGCCCACGGGUCCCGGUCCCGGUCCGUCUUUCGGCAGGUCUGAUGGAGGAGAAAGCGCCCCGGGGGAGCCCAGGCCCAUCGGUGUCGGGAAGGGGAGCAUAGGCGGGGGUUGGAUGUGCGCGGCGUAUUGGCUACGGGUCGUGUUAGCGCGCCAAUUCGAUGGCCUGCAAAACAGAGAAGAAGAAAAAGUGAGGGACCGAGAAGUGAAUGGGCCCACCCCCAGCAGCGUCCAAGGUUUCGAGGUUUCAUGA